AGGUGUCCGCGGAGCUCCUCCCCUGUAAAGUUGGCAUACCUGCGGAGUCAUCUAUCAGUCACCUUCUCAGCGGUGGCGUUUCUGAGAACCGACUAGAAGUCUCUUGUGCUACAGUUGUGCAGUUUGCAGCUUUGGGAGUUCAACAGGUCUGCUAAGGUUAGAGAUACUGCGACAUUUUCUGCGGACGUUUUUCUUGUAGUCUUCCAGCUGCGGGUUGGAAUGGCUGGCUGAUGUUUAAGGCGCUGUUUGACCCACGUUUGUCACCUUGAGCAUCCAAUCCGGAAAUCUUCACAGUGGAUGCCUUAAAUCAUGAAUCACCAGGGAUCUCCGGUGAAGCAAGCCAAUGGAGUGGCCAGAUCAGACAGCAAGCUCAGCGCAAAGGCCCUCUAUGAGCAGAGGAAAAAAUACUCCAACUCCAAUUUUAUCAUGCAGGAGACGUCGCAGUAUCAUGUGGAGCAUCUCUCCACAUUUGUUAUGGACAAGACAGAGUCCAUUGUCACAGUGGACGAUGCAAUCAAGAAACUGAUUCUUCUGGACUCAAAAGAUAAAAUCUGGACCCAGGAGAUGCUCCUCCAGGUCACAGACAAGUCAGUCAGGCUGCUGGAUUGUGACACUCAGGAAGAGUUGGAGAACUUCCCUCUCUCCACCAUCCACAUGUGUCAGCCGGUGCUGAAUCAGACCCGUUACCCCUCAGUGCUGCUGCUCGUGUGUCAGGACAAGGACCAGCACAAACCCGACAUCCACUUCUUCAACUGCGACGAGGUGGAGGCUGAGAUGGUUCAUGCAGACAUUGAUAGUGCCAUUGGAGACAUCAAGCAUGGGAAGAAUAUGAGGCUUCAGACUCUGAAGGUCAACCAGGAGAAAAUGAAGCGCCACAGAGAGACUAUCCUCCCCCCCUCGGCCCCCAAGGGCCCUCCACCUGCUGCAAGGGGACGAGUGGCAGCCGUGGACACACAGGACCGACGAGCUGUCAGACAGAAUGACUCAGAGUCACAUGAAAAGCUGGCCCAGCGCAUUGAGAAGGAUGUGCAAAUCCUCAACUGUGCCCUGGAUGACAUAGAGAUCUUUGUGGCACAACUGCAGAAGGCAGCAGAGGCCUUUGCUCAGCUCAACCAGCGCAACAAGAGUAAGAAGAAUAAGAAGAAAGGACCAGCAGAGGGCAUGCUGACCCUGCGAGCCAAGCCCCCCACUGAAGCAGAGUUCAUUGAUAGCCUGCAGAAACUGAAGCUUGCCUUCAACCUCUUGGCCAAACUGAAGAAACACAUUCAGAACCCAAGUGCGUCUGAGCUGGUUCAUUUUCUCUUUGGCCCUCUGGAACUGGUGCUGCAGAGCUGUGGAGGUCCUGAGCUGCCGCGGUCAGUCAUUGCUCCUCACUUGUGUAAAGAUGCUGUUGACUUCCUGCGAGGACACCUCACCCCAAAAGAAAUGACCAUCUUUGAGCUGCUUGGGGAAAGAUGGACCAAACCCAGAGCCGAGUGGCCGAGGGAUCAGUGCGCUCCUCCUUAUUACCCAAAGUUUCGGAAUGGCUGGGAGCCGCCUGCAGAGCUUUUCUUGACGUCUCCAUGGGAAACUGAGGGACCCUCGGGCCCCUCAGUUUCCCCGACAAGCCCCAGUUACAGCAAACACGCAACUGAGGAUUUUUACAGGUCUCAUUCCUCAAGCUCCUCAAAUGGGUCCUUCAAUGGGAUACCGCAGCCUCCCAAAUAUGCCAAAAUUCGCUACAGCUUCGUCGCACGGAAUGCCAACGAACUGUCAGUGCUGCAGGAUGAAAUCCUCGAGGUGUUAGAGGAUGAAAAACAGUGGUGGAAACUACGGAACAGGAGUGGGCAGGCCGGUUAUGUUCCAUAUAACAUCCUGGAUGUUGUGACAAUAGAAGAGCCAGAGCUCUCCCACCCCUACCAGCAAGGUUAUGGCCCGUCCUCUCCUAAGUCUCGGAGCCCUGGAAAUAGCUUCAAGGAAAGACCUAAGAGUGAAAUGAUAGAGGAGCUGUUGACUAAAAUCAAUAACAAGCAGACCCCAAGGAAGCUACAUGUGGAACGGCCAUCGAGCAUUCAAGUGCCGCUCAGUUCUGACUCAAAACCAGAGCAGGUCACCACAUGGCUCAGUUCAAAAGGCUUCUCAAAAUCGACUGUUGACUGUUUGGGGAUCCUGACUGGGGCUCAGCUGUUUUCCCUGAACAAAGAAGAAUUGAAGGCAGUGUGUGGAGAUGAAGGCAGUCGUGUCUUCUCACAGGUCACCGUGCAGAAAGAACUGCUAGAGAAGAGCGGUGGAACCUCAGAGCUACAGGAGAUCUUGACGCGGAGGCAGGAGAGGAUCGACUCCAGCAACAGAUACUGAACCUCAUUUUCCUCCCCCACAGCUUUCCAAGUGCAGCAGCUUCUUCAAUCAAUCUACUGUUAAUCAUGACCUGCAGUAGCAAAUACUGAAAUACUGUGUAUGUUUGUAAUUGUGUAUUUAUUUUGUAUCAUGCGAUGUGUGUUUUCAAGCAUUUUCUUAAUCGUGUUGCUUUCGUUCUCUUUUGUCUCUCCAAAUUUUAUUGAUAAAGAGAUUUCUGCAAAACAAAAAAGUAGCUUAUGAAUUUAUGUACACUUUGGUGUACGUGUGAGCGUGCGUGGGCAUGUGUAUGCAUGGCUUGCAUGCAAUGUACAUAUUUGUACAAGCAGCGCAGUUAAAUGUUCAUGCAGUCAGUGACGAGUCUGUUUACUAAAAUACCUUUGGAAUAAGUGGAUUUUAGCUGUUGUAUUUCAAAAUCUGUGCCAGAAUGAUUGACACAUUUCCUGAUAUAUGGCCAACUGUUUUCAUAUAACUGUUUACAGGAGUAAAACGUGCUCUGUGUUACUUCUAGUGGGUAUCAGAAGUUUUCUCAGCCUGGUUGAUUAAUGCUCAUCAGCACUAAGUAUUAAAACGAACAUUCUUGCUAAUCAUAUUUCAGACAUUCUGUCAAACUUAGCAGGCAAUAAUUCUGCAUGAAGAUUUUGUCAGUAAAAGUGAGAUGCUCUCAUUAAUGUCUUCUCAGCAGCAUGGUGUUUUGCGGUGUAAGCGCCAGAAAAACGAGCACGUGCAGUAGAUGUGCAGUUUCUGGUAAUGAAUUAAUAAGUGAAGAUUUAGAGAAAACAUUCAAAGGGCUGUAAAUAUUUUUUGGGACAGUUUUUAAAAGGAUAAUGAUUAAAAAAUAAAUAAACUUGGUGAGAAUUUUAUAAAUGUC
Molecule: messenger RNA, 3205 nt
Organism: Archocentrus centrarchus (flier cichlid)
Lineage: Eukaryota; Metazoa; Chordata; Actinopteri; Cichliformes; Cichlidae
Gene: eps8l2
Product: EPS8 signaling adaptor L2
Exons: 21
Coding region: 310-2337 (675 amino acids)
Biological process (GO): Rho protein signal transduction; positive regulation of ruffle assembly; regulation of Rho protein signal transduction
Cellular component (GO): plasma membrane; vesicle; ruffle membrane
Molecular function (GO): actin binding
Source: RefSeq, a predicted model, not a curated record